Messenger RNA from Suncus etruscus (white-toothed pygmy shrew), 1451 nucleotides. It is a transcript of the gene RNF187, whose product is annotated as ring finger protein 187. Lineage: Eukaryota; Metazoa; Chordata; Mammalia; Eulipotyphla; Soricidae. The coding region runs from base 1 to 1245 and encodes 414 amino acids. The record is from RefSeq and is a predicted model, not a curated record. The transcript is spliced from 7 exons.
AUGCACAGAGCUCUGUGCCAGCCAAAAAGCACAGAUUUGAAGAAGCCCAAAGGGGAGGCCUUUGCCCUGGACAGCCAGAGCGGGAGCACGGAGAGGGGGCCGGGCGGCCCAAAGGCAUCGCCGCAAGUGGGCCUGGGGACGCUGCACGAGCCCGGGGGACUAGGCCCCCCGGCGGUGCGGUGCAGGGCGGUGCGCGUGGGCGUCUGCACGCGGGGAGGACCACGCAGGCCGCUCCCGGCCCCGCCCCGAGCCCGCGCGGGCCUGGAGCUGUCAGGUCCUAGCAGCUUACCAAAGCCCUGUAAGGCACCGCCGCCCAACGCAGCGUCGCUUCCACGCACGAAUAGAAUCGGCUGUGUUUGGAGCGAGGGUCCCUGGCGGAGAUCCAGGCCUCGAGGGUCCGAGCCGUGGCCCCAGGGCGAAGCGCCGGGCUGCAGGCGUCAGGCCGAGGGGCGAGCAUCCCUGCCAGGACCUGCCUGGAGCCUGCGGAGCGCGUCCCCCCCAGGACCGGGACUGGAGCGCUUAGGGCCCUGCCACCUCGCCGCCCUGGCUGUCGCCGCCGGCCCCGCCGAGGCCGCCUGCGUCCUGUGCCAGCGCCAGCCCCGGGCGCCGGUGCGCGCCCACUGCGGCCACCGCUUCUGCCGGGCGUGCGUGCUGCGCUUCUGGGACGAGGACGACGCGGCCUUCCCGUGCCCCGAGUGCGCCCACGAUGACUGGCAGCUCGCCCUGGAGCCCGGCCGGGCCCCGCUCAGCCGCCGCCUGCUGGCGCUCGAGGAGGCGGCCGCGGGGCCCGCGCGCGAUGGCCGGGCCAGCGAGGCGGCGCUGCAGCUGCUCUGCCUCUCGGACACCGGCCCCCUGUGCACCUCCUGCCGCCGGGCCAACGACCCCGAGCCCCCCGGGUUCGAGCCGCGCUGGAGGAAGGCGCUGCGCGGCAAGGAGAGCAGGGAGUCCGUGGAGACCAUGCGCAAGGACCUGAAGGAUGCCCGGGAUCUCCACGGCCAAGCUGAGUCUGCCGCCGCCGUGUGGAAGAGCCACGUGAUGGACCGGAGGAAGAAGACACUGACCGAAUACCGGAGGCUGCGGGCCUUCUUCACCGAGGAGGAGCAGCGCUUCCUGCAGGAGGCAGAGCAGGGUGAGGGGGCUCCGGAGCCUGCCGAGCCCACCCAGCGCUUCGGCUCCCUGCUGCAGGCUGUCUUGGAGCUGGAGAUGAGGCUCCGCAGCUUGGGCCUCGGCGUGCUGCUGCAGUGAGGUCUCCACACGCCAGCGCAAAGCGGAGGUGAGGCGCCACGACUCCUGCAGAAGCAGCAGCAGAUCUUCCACCCUGCUUCACCCCGUCCGGGGGCCCCUGUCUGGUUGUCACCAGUUCCUCCAUGUCCAGAGGCACGAAGCCCCUCCUUGCUGUACCCCUACCCACCAGCCCAGUGUUCCAUCUCCUCAUAAAGCUCUUGUGGCAA